Molecule: messenger RNA, 1485 nt
Organism: Beta vulgaris subsp. vulgaris (sugar beet)
Lineage: Eukaryota; Viridiplantae; Streptophyta; Magnoliopsida; Caryophyllales; Amaranthaceae
Exons: 2
Coding region: 1-1485 (494 amino acids)
Source: RefSeq, a predicted model, not a curated record
AUGGACAAAAUGAUAGCUGAAGGUUUUAUAUUACAACAAUCUGCACAUCAACUGUAUGAAGAAAUUGUUGAAAGGUAUGGACAAUCUAAUGCACCUCAACUCUUUGAAUUACAUAAUCAACUUUCAUUUAUACAACAAGGAUCUGAUUCUAUUGUGCAAUAUUACUCUAAAUUGAAAAGAGUUUGGGAGGAAAUCCAGUUGCUAGAUGGAUUUCCUGAUUGUGAUUGUGGUGCAUUAGAUAAAUGUUCAUGUGGUAUUCUUAAAAAACUUCUUAGUGCUGAUCAGAAACAAAAGUUGAUUCAACUUCUUGUUGGCCUAGACAGAGGAUAUGAUAAUGUCACUACUAAUAUCCUCAGUAUGGAUCACUUGCCAAAUGUUAAUCGUGCAUAUUAUAUGCUAUUACAAGUUGAGAGGCAAAACAGAUUGACUUUUCAACAAGAUAACUCUCCUCAGACUAGUGCCUUUGUAUCUAUGAAGCAACAGUCAUUUCAAGGACCUCCUUCACACACUCAUCCUUCUUACACUGACAAAAGAGAUGGAAAACGCUUCAAGUUUGAUAAAAGUCUCAGAAAAUGUGACUAUUGCAAGAAAACUGGUCAUAAUAUGGACCAGUGUUUCAAACUGACUGGAGUAUACCCUGAAUGGUUUCUUAACAUGAAAUCUAAAGCUGUUGGCACUAGUUCUAUUAAUAAAUUGGCUGCUCAUGUUGGUGACACUAUUGGAGGUUCUAUACUUGGUGAUACUCCAUCAGAAUUUGCUGCUGAUACUUCUCAUCAACCUUCUCAUGUUGAUUCUGCCUUGGUACAAGCUAUGUAUAAAGAAAUGAUGAAAAUGGUCGAAAAUCAAGCACCAAGCUCUCAUCCUUCUGAUCUUAACUCCUCUGUGAAUUUUGCAGUUGGUUUACCUGAUGGUACAACCAAACUUGUUACCAUAUCUGGCACUGUUAAACUUAAUCACAAAAUAACUCUUCAACAUGUUCUUUUGAUUCCAAAUUUUACUCACAAUCUUCUAUCUGUCAGUAAGCUUUUGUCUCACAACAACCUUGUUGCUAUAUUCACUUCUUCUUCCUAUCAAUUUCAGGACCUCACAACUAACGAAAUCCAAGCUAUUGGCUUUCAACAUGCUGGUUUAUACAAGUUCUAUUAUGAUUCUUCUUUUUCUUCUGCUGAUAAUUCAUCUUCUUUGUUGCAUAUUAGUUAUCAUGUUAGCACUACUCUUCCUACUCUUAGUGUUUUACUAGCUAGACUAGGCCAUUUAUCUGUUCAGAAGAUGUCCAAAUUGUCUAUACCACACAAACAUAAUAAUACAGCAAAUGUUUUUUGUGAACCAUGUAUUCUUGCCAAAUCACAUAAUACUUCUUUUCCUAUCUCUCUUUCUCAUGAUGGUGCUAUUUUCCAAUUGGUACAUGUGGACCUUUGGGGUCCUUACAGACAUGCUUCUUUAUCAGGAGAUCAUUAUUUUAUUACUGUUCUUGAUGAUUUUUGA